Messenger RNA from Aethina tumida (small hive beetle), 2563 nucleotides. RefSeq names its product V-type proton ATPase catalytic subunit A. Lineage: Eukaryota; Metazoa; Arthropoda; Insecta; Coleoptera; Nitidulidae. The transcript is spliced from 10 exons. The record is from RefSeq and is a predicted model, not a curated record. Bases 123 to 1955 code for a protein of 610 amino acids. Gene Ontology annotation, cellular component: lysosomal membrane; proton-transporting V-type ATPase, V1 domain. Gene Ontology annotation, biological process: ATP metabolic process; proton transmembrane transport. Gene Ontology annotation, molecular function: ATP binding; proton-transporting ATPase activity, rotational mechanism; ATP hydrolysis activity.
CGAUUAUCAGUGAAAAUCUUCUAGUCUUGUGAGUUUUGUGGGUGAGGUUUGACGAGUAAGACGUAAGUUUCAGUGGUUCGCAGCCCCACAUUUAACUAAUACAUUUCCAGUAAACCUGCAAAAUGUCGAAGAUCGAUGAUGAACGUGAAGGACAGUAUGGAUACGUCCAUGCAGUAUCCGGUCCUGUCGUCACCGCCGAAAAAAUGAGCGGAUCGGCUAUGUACGAAUUGGUCAGGGUUGGUUACCAUGAACUGGUCGGUGAAAUUAUCCGAUUGGAGGGCGAUAUGGCCACUAUCCAAGUAUACGAAGAAACAUCCGGUGUAACAGUUGGUGAUCCGGUGUUGCGUACCGGUAAACCCUUGUCCGUCGAAUUGGGACCUGGUAUUAUGGGUUCAAUUUUCGACGGUAUCCAACGUCCGUUGAAAGACAUCAACGAUUUGACCCAGAGCAUUUACAUUCCCAAGGGUGUGAACGUGCCCGCCCUUUCGAGGACGGCCAAAUGGGAAUUCAAUCCGUGGAACAUCAAAUUGGGAGCUCACUUAACGGGAGGUGACAUCUACGGUAUCGUCCACGAAAACACCCUGGUGAAACACAAAAUCGUCCUGCCACCUAAAGCCAAGGGUACGGUUACAUACGUAGCUGAGCCGGGUAAUUACACAGUCGAUGAAGUUGUAUUGGAAACGGAAUUCGAUGGCGAACGCACCAAAUAUUCUAUGUUGCAAGUGUGGCCUGUACGUCAACCACGUCCGGUCAGCGAAAAGUUGCCAGCGAAUCAUCCUCUUCUCACCGGACAACGUGUCCUGGACUCUUUGUUCCCUUGUGUACAGGGUGGUACCACCGCCAUUCCCGGAGCUUUCGGUUGUGGAAAGACUGUAAUUUCACAAUCUUUGUCCAAAUAUUCCAACUCUGACGUCAUUAUCUACGUCGGUUGUGGAGAAAGAGGUAACGAGAUGUCUGAAGUACUGCGUGACUUCCCCGAACUAUCCGUCGAAAUCGACGGCCACACCGAAUCCAUCAUGAAGCGUACCGCCCUCGUCGCCAACACCUCCAACAUGCCUGUAGCCGCCCGUGAGGCGUCCAUUUACACCGGUAUCACCCUUUCGGAAUAUUUCCGUGACAUGGGUUACAACGUAUCCAUGAUGGCUGAUUCGACCUCCCGUUGGGCCGAAGCCUUGAGAGAAAUUUCUGGUCGUUUGGCUGAAAUGCCCGCCGAUUCCGGUUAUCCGGCUUACUUGGGUGCCCGUCUCGCCUCCUUCUACGAACGUGCCGGUCGUGUUAAGUGUCUGGGUAAUCCAGACAGAGAAGGUUCCGUCUCCAUUGUAGGAGCCGUAUCACCACCCGGUGGUGACUUCUCCGAUCCCGUCACAUCCGCCACCCUUGGUAUUGUACAAGUGUUCUGGGGUUUGGAUAAGAAAUUGGCUCAACGUAAACAUUUCCCCUCCAUUAACUGGCUCAUCUCAUACUCCAAAUACACACGUGCCCUAGAUGACUUCUACGACAAAAACUUCCCAGAAUUCGUACCCCUCAGGACCAAAGUCAAGGAGAUCUUACAAGAAGAAGAAGAUUUGUCCGAAAUCGUACAGCUGGUCGGUAAAGCCUCUUUGGCCGAAACCGAUAAGAUCACCCUUGAAGUAGCCAAACUGCUGAAGGAAGAUUUCCUGCAACAGAACUCAUACUCCGCCUAUGACAGAUUCUGUCCAUUCUACAAAACCGUCGGUAUGUUGAGAAACAUGAUCGGCUUGUACGACAUGGCGAGACACGCCGUCGAAAGUACAGCACAAUCCGAGAACAAGAUCACGUGGAAUGUAAUCAGAGAUUCAAUGAGCAACAUCUUGUACCAAUUGAGCAGUAUGAAGUUCAAGGAUCCAGUCAAGGAUGGCGAGGCUAAAAUUAAGGCCGACUUUGACCAAUUAUACGAAGAUAUCCAACAAGCGUUCAGGAAUCUGGAAGAUUAGACGUAGGAAAACACGCAACAAUAAUUAGUUAUAUAAUUGUUUUUUGGCCUGUAACCACACUUAAACGACCACAUAUCAUAGUCGAGAUGCGGGAUUUAUCAAAUACAAUCCCGCAUCUCUGGCGCUGAGGUCGCUAAAAUCAAACUUGUAAAUUUGUUGGCCGUCAUGUUUUAGGGAGUUUGUUCCCCUUUGAUAUUAAUAUGUACAAUACAAUGUUUAUAAAUAAUUAGAUGUAUAGUUUAUAAGAAUGUCUAAGUAAUAGCGCUGAUUUUAUUAUGUGGUGAGGGUAAAAUUUUAACUUUUUAUUUUGUAAUUUCCCUUCAUUCCAAUAUUUUUAGGGACUUUUCCAUGGUAUGUUCACUGUAAUAUAUAAAGUGGUGCUUAUAUUGUUUCCAGUAUUAUUUUUAAAAUCUUAAAUUGUUAUCUACACAUCUUUUAAACUGUUGUAUAUUGCAUCAUUUUAUCAUUCAAAGCCAUUAUGUAUCCUAAUUGUACAGUAUAUUGUAUCAAAUAUAUUCAAUUAAUUAUCUUAGAACAGUAAUAGUAGUGCAAUUAAAUGCAGUUGCUCUAAUUGUAAGAGAUACAAUAAAACGCAUUGUUGUUUGAAA